GGGGAUUGUGGGUUCGAGUCCCAUCUGGGUCGCGCCGCAUUUCUUUUGUGGCGCUGCCGCGGGUGGCUCCACAGAGUGACCGUCACCCCUAUUCUUUUACCCGCAGCCGCCCCGGCCCGGCCCGGCCCCGGGCCCUUCGCUCCCCCGGCACCGCGUCCGGUCUGGGGCCGCCCCCAUCCGCGGGGUCCUGCGGGUGGGUCCAGCUCCCCUCUCGGAUCUCCGCGAGAGCAGCAGCCGGGGAACGCCCGGGUCCGGACGUGGCCAGCGCUGUCGGUCCCUGUUUUGCCCAGGCCUGCUGGGAAAGCUUUUCCAUCUCUGCUGCUCGAGCAUCCCGGGUCUGCUGGGAAUACUCCAAACACCACUACUGUGCUCUUAAUGGAGAUCCUGUGCUGGUAAAGAGUCGGGGGAACAGUGCAGACAGCUGUACGUGAAUGAGGGUUGAAUUGCACCACUAGCUAAUUCAACAGAAAAAUCCUUGGAAUACAGGAUCCCUGCCCUAUGUUCAGAAACCCGACCAUGCUCUCAGCAAAGACGUUCUUAGCGCAGCAGCUGCCGCCGAUGUCCAGGUGAAAGCGGCAGCGCGGGGCAGUGCCAGCGGCAGUCCCAGGGAAGGCCGGCUCCCGGGAAUGGCCCCGGGCAUCGCCUCCCUCCCCUCCCACAAGAAGAAACGCGCGGAGCCCUCGCUGGAGAACAGCACGGGGCUGCGGAAGCCCCGGCAGCACGGAGGGGUCCCGCCGCAGGGCGGCCCGGCCCGGGGGCCCAACAGGCCGCGCUGGGAGCGCCCGGCCCAGGCCGCCAACAGCGUGUGGGCUCUCCACAGCCCGCCCGCCCGCACAAGGGUGACAGCCCUGCUGGGAGCUCAGCCCUUUCCAGACUUCGGAACGCUGGAGGCAAACGAUCCCAACGCGCUGCACAGCUUUAACCGAGCAGGGAAGGCAAUCCCCCACAAAGAGCGCGGCCCCCUCACGGGGAUCCCCGAGCCCGCCUGGGUCACGAACCGCUGGCGGCCCAGCCCGGCGUACCUGGGUGUGCUGAGGAGAGAUGGAGACAAGGAGAAGGCGUGUCUGACCCAGUGCAGCAAGGAGAGGGACGAAGCGGAGGCUUUCUGUGCCAGCGAGUUUGCAGUGAAUGGAAUUGUUUAUAACCUGGAAAGCCUGGGGAAUGGAGUCCAGGGCAUCACUCUCUUGGUAGACAGCGAUGGAUUGUACAAGAUGAGUCGUCUGUAUGUCACUCCUGAUGCUGCCUUCUUCCGAGUUCACAUCCUGGUUGUGGAUCCUUUCAACUGCAGUAAACCGUGUCCAGACUUCAAACUUGGCAGCAGGUACAUCGUGAUGGGGCACAUCUACCACAAGCGCUGGCAGCUGCCCGCCGAGCUGCUGCCGGCCCUGCGCGGGCGCCUGCGCCCGGGGGACGGCUGGGUCGGGAGCAGCAGCAGCUACGUGAGGAGAUUCAACAGGAAAAGGGAUCUCAGGGUGAGGGCAGCACUCUCCCAGUGUCCAUAAGGCUCUGGGGGCUCUGUCCAGGAUGUGGGAGCAGCGGGAUCCACCCUCAGAGCACACCUGGCUGUGGAACCGUGACCCAGCAGCUGCCUCUGUGCUUUAGCAAACACCGGGCACCUCGAGCAGGCACCUCGGUGGGGUUCAGCACAGAAGGCAGCCUAGGGAAUGUUAACUGGCUGUGAAUUUGCUCCAGCUGCUUUCAGAGCCACAGGUUAGUGUUGCUUCGCCUUCUGCAGUGUGCCCUGAAUUCUCUGUAGUAACUGUAAUGCAAAAUAUUGGCAGCUUCAUCUUUGGUACACAACAACUGCACUUUGAACCCUUCACCUUGAACAGAUUAGAUGAUACCACAGCUUUAUCUGCACAGGAUGUUCACUGUGCUUUCACAGUUCUGCCUAAAGUGUCAUAUGCAUUUGAUGUCAGAGAAACCAACACCAUUAAUACCAUUUGUAUUGUUUUUGUCUCCUCAACCAUGCCCAUGGUAUUUCUGAAAAUUACACCAUUCUUCCAGCAGAGCUGGAUGUUGACACAAAGCAUACAGAAUAGAGUAUAAUAAUUUGAGUAUAUGAACACACUGACUGAAAGCAAGUCAAGAACUGCAAACACAAAUGCCCAGUUGCAUUUACAAGUGAUGGUGCAGGGAAUGCAGAAUGAGCAGGGCUGCACACACUAGGUGUGCCUGGGCACUCUGUCCCACAGCUGUGCUGAAUGUCAUUCCCCAGGAGAAAUAUUGCCAAGCUUGUACUUGCACAAGAGUAAAGUUACUUUUUAAAUCAAAAAGACAAUAUGUUAGUACCUUUAAUGUGGUGAAAUUGAGAUGUUUGUUGCUCCCAGUCAGUAUUCACAGAUAAUAAGUCUGUAAAAGAAAUUAAUAAAAUGCUCAUGAGGUUCUGCUUUCACUGGCUCCUGGGUUUUAGAAGCCCCAAAAAGCUUAAGUAAUGAUAUCACACAAAGGCAUCUCCUUGUGUGACAAGCUGGCUGAGGAUUUGAUACAUAUUUAUAUUAAGAAAUGUAAAAAUUGCCUUCCAGCUUAAAACUCCACAUACACAGAGAUACAUGACCUGCCACAGGAAGCAGUGGCUUCUACAGAAGCAUUUUCUGUUUUGAAACAAGGUAAUUCUGACACACUGUACUUGUCACACAUCUCUGCAGCUUCAUUUAGUGUCACUGGAAAGCCACGGAGCAGGAUGGGAUGGGCUAUGCUGCAUCAAGAAUUCCUUGACAUGGAGCCAAAUAGCAAACAUCCCGUAUCUGGGACCC
Prinia subflava (tawny-flanked prinia) is the source of this 2756-nucleotide messenger RNA. RefSeq names its product chromosome 12 C17orf58 homolog (gene C12H17orf58). Gene Ontology annotation, molecular function: protein binding. The coding region runs from base 627 to 1502 and encodes 291 amino acids. The record is from RefSeq and is a predicted model, not a curated record. The transcript has 5 exons. Lineage: Eukaryota; Metazoa; Chordata; Aves; Passeriformes; Cisticolidae.